AAGAGAGUAACGCACAUCGGUAGUAGUUUGCGUAUCUAUACACAGCGAAGCUCGAACAUCGGGCGCGCGUUCAAAAACCCCUCCCCUUUGGGGGAUAACGUUGUGCCGUCGGCAGUUUCUAUAUGCUCUAUGUAGUUGGUCCGUGCGCUUGCCGUUGGCUUCACAACCCCUCUUACUCUUUUCCUUCGUUUUCUGACGUCUCUCCGUGUCGACGGCGAGCCUCCGGCGGCAGAUCUUUAGCUACAAAACAGCCGAGUGUGCGCGUGAUUUUUCUCUUCCAUCUCUUAGGCCUGUUGUCCUCGUUCUCAUUGUCGUUGUUCGACGAGGAGACACUUUACGAGCCAUUUUUUUCACUCGGUCAAGAAUUAUCCGGAGGUAUUUAUACUUCAUUUUGUGAACGGUGCGUCGUCAAUGUGAUCACGUGUCUGUGCGUCUACCUGUGCGUUUGUUGAUAUCGAGCUUUAACGGGCUACGAGAAAUUGGCAACGUGCACAACGCUCGGGAGCAAUCCUCAAGGGGAGCUGCUGCGAGAACGACCCAUGUGCGGACCGCCGAAUUUACGAGUCUUCAAAUUCCCUCCAAAAAGUAAUAUCCCGACGCUUUUUUCCUGAGGCAAAAAUACGAGCCGGAACACACUCGACGACCUUUUAUCGUCAGUGGAAAAUCCAUGUUCGAACGUUUGAAAAUAUUUCGAUGGACUCCAGUGGGAACGGGAAUUUGUGAGAUAAAAUUCAAUCGCAUUUCAUCCAUUUGUGUAACCAGCACGAGGGUGCUGCGGGUAUUCGAUAAAAAUGUGGCUGCGGCAAGUUGUUCGCGGUUGAGCACGGGUAUAUCACUCGGCUCCCACGAACAAGUGAAUAAACGCGAUCACGUCCGACGGUACCGGUGUCCGUAAGCCGCAUAACAUUCGCCGUCAUCAUCCGCGCCGCGGAUAGGAGCGAAGCGGAGAGAGAUAUCGCGAGAGGAGAAUAAAGAGGAAAAGAGGAAGGAGCGCCGAGGGAGAAAGGAUCAGGGGACGACAAACAGGGAACAUCGCGGAGGGAGACUGCUGCGAUCGGGCGAGGGAGAACGCAUCAAAACUGUCCGACAGAGGACACGCGGUGAACGACGCGAAACGUUUCACAAACCGAGCAGGAGGCAAAGAGGAGAGAAGAAGAAGAAGAAGAAGAAGAAAAAGAAAGAGGGAGAGCGAGCGAGGCCAAUAAAAAGGAAGUGCAGCAGCAUCUCUCCUUUUGCUACGUGAGCCAGGACCAAGUUCGCCAUCUCUUCUUCGAGAAUGUGGAAUUGGCGAGGUAGCAGGACAGAAUGCUGAAGGAAGUCGGCUGCGGCAGCAGCACACCCCCACCGGGGGAUGGCACGCUCACCGGACGCCAAAUUGCCACCGAAGAAGGAGGUACCAAUAACGAUGCAGCACUUGCUUGCGGUGGAUGCGGCAGGGAGAUAGCAGAACGAUGGUACCUUAAAGCCGCUGAUCGUGCAUGGCACUGCGGCUGUUUACGAUGCUGCCAUUGUCGGCUACCCCUUGCCACUGAGUUGACUUGUUUCGCGCGGGAUGGCAAUAUUUACUGCAAGGAGGAUUACUAUCGACUGUUUGCUGUGUCAAGGUGUUCUCGAUGUCGGGCUGGUAUAUCAGCCUCGGAGCUCGUGAUGCGAGCUCGAGAUCUCGUAUACCACGUCGCGUGUUUUACCUGCGCCUCGUGUGGCGUGCCUCUCAAUAAGGGUGAUCACUUUGGCCAGAGAGACGGCCUUGUUUAUUGUAGGCCGCAUUACGAGAUCAUUUGUUGCGCGGCCGAUUACGGGAACACUUCGGGGAGUAUCGACGACAUUGGUUCACCGGGAGUGUCGCCGCUUCCGACUUACUACAGCGCCGCGGAGCAGAGUCCAGCUUCCGGCGGCGGCGGCGGCGGCGGCGGCGGGGUCCAGAAGGGACGUCCGCGGAAGAGGAAACUUUCGGAAGUGACAGGAUCCGAGCUUCCGGUUACGAUGAGGCUGGCCGCGGGAGCUUUGGAGUUGCUUCAUCCGAACGAAUUAUCGUCGUCGAUGGAGUCACUCGCCGCUUACGACGCGUCAGUCGGCUCCCCCGGACCCGUCCAUCAGAGUCAGCGAACGAAGCGUAUGCGAACGAGCUUCAAGCAUCAUCAGCUCAGAACGAUGAAGAGUUACUUCGGCGUAAAUCAAAAUCCAGACGCCAAAGACCUCAAACAGUUGGCCCAGAAGACGGGACUCUCCAAAAGAGUGCUUCAGGUGUGGUUUCAAAACGCUCGAGCCAAAUGGCGACGAAACAUGAUGAGGCAAGAGGGAAGCAGCGGAGGGAACGGCAUAGGUUGUCCUGGAACUCCGAUACCAUCGAGCUCGGUUGGCUCACCGAGCAUAGGUCCAAAUUCAGCGACGCUCGGCGACAGCAACAGCAUGCCAUCGACCUCGAUGGAGGAGCUACAUGCUCUUCAUCAUCUACACUCGGGUGUAUCGUCGCAGGUAUCGUUCUCCGAUCUUUACUGACGACGGUUCGAGAUGGAGGAAGAAAAUUAUUCCUCUCUCUCGAAUAAUCUCGCUUGAAAAAUAAGACACUGAUAUGGCCGCGUGCGCGUUCGUUGGACAAAAGUGCCCAUGAAACUCUUUUCUUUACUUUGUUUUCUCGUCUCCACCACGAGAACAUUACUUUUGUCCUGGAUUCCAAGAGUUCUCGAAAUUGAGAAAAUUCUCCGAGAACAUUGUCAAAAAAAGUGAUAUAGAAAUACGAUGAAUAUCUUCGAACUUAGUUAGCAAUGAGAGAAUGAAAUUUAAGCUAUUCGAUGGGCACGAAUUUUAAGAAAAAAAAAAAAAAACAAGAAACGUUUACCAUUUACAUUCAUAUUUUUUUAUAUUUUUUUGUUUAUACAAAUAUUUAUUUACCGAAAUUCUCACAGAAUUCAUAUUACAGAGCAUAUACUUGUUUGUUACGAUUAUUUAUCGAGUGUUUCCUACCGAAAGUAUUACCAUUCCGUUUUUAUACUUACUUUUCUCCCUCGUUUAAUCGACGACGAAAAACCUCCCUUCGUCGUGUAAAAAGAACGAAUAUUUUUCCUUCAACUAGUCACCGAAGUGAGCAGGAAGCAGUUCACUCGAAAAACUGUGGUCGCAAACGAAUCGCUUUGUACUGAAAAACGAAAAAGAUAACAGCGGAAAAACAGUCUCGGGAAUACAAAAGAUUUAUUUAUUAUCAGAAUGCGAAUUUAUAAUUCGUUAGGACUAAGCGUAAAUCAGUGAUAAUAACCAUAGUUCCAUGCACAUCCGAAUUACCAAAGUAUUAUAUAGACUAAUAGUUUCUAUAUAUUAUGUGAAUACGCGUUAAGGGGUAUACGAAACAAAUUAGAUUGUACAUAUAAUUCAUUGAGAGAAAAUUGAAAGCGACGAUUUACCUCGGAUUAAUGUUACGCGCGAUGAAAGUAUUGAGAAAACAACGACGAAACAUUAUAAUUCCAUUUGAAAUGUGAGAAAAACUCCUUGGUGCCAAGUAUUUGAAUUAUUUUGAGAAAGAAAGAAUUGUAGCCCGCCAACAGAACUAUUCCAUUUGCUAAUAAAGAGAACGGAUCAAAAGUUUAACAGUGGCAAAGCCACGAACUUUUCUCAAGAGUCAAAAAUCCUUUGACACCAAACCAGAAAAGUGGUCAUAAAUACGCAUAAAGCUUGUGUGUUGAGCUCGCACUGCUACCAGGAUCUGAACAUGUGAGCAGCGUACGAGUUGAUUGAUUUACAAAAGCGAAUGAAAAAGAAGGAAACGAACAAACGUAUCGGGCCGUAGGCAAUGAUGUAAUAUCUUUGUGUAUAGAUAAAAAUGAUUGUGCUACUAUUUCGAAUGAAAUUAUAUUAUUGUCUAUGGGAUUAAGAAUGCAGAAAAAGAUAUUUGUUUGGGGAGAUGACGAGUCUCCGAAAAUUGAA
Venturia canescens is the source of this 3918-nucleotide messenger RNA. RefSeq names its product LIM/homeobox protein Lhx9-like. Bases 1306 to 2499 code for a protein of 397 amino acids. The transcript is spliced from 6 exons. Gene Ontology annotation, cellular component: nucleus. The record is from RefSeq and is a predicted model, not a curated record. Lineage: Eukaryota; Metazoa; Arthropoda; Insecta; Hymenoptera; Ichneumonidae. Gene Ontology annotation, molecular function: RNA polymerase II transcription regulatory region sequence-specific DNA binding; DNA-binding transcription factor activity, RNA polymerase II-specific. Gene Ontology annotation, biological process: regulation of transcription by RNA polymerase II; neuron differentiation.